Oryzias latipes (Japanese medaka) is the source of this 1385-nucleotide messenger RNA. Its product is annotated as coenzyme Q-binding protein COQ10 homolog, mitochondrial. Gene Ontology annotation, cellular component: mitochondrion. Gene Ontology annotation, molecular function: ubiquinone binding. NCBI's taxonomy places the organism in Eukaryota, Metazoa, Chordata, Actinopteri, Beloniformes, Adrianichthyidae. Gene Ontology annotation, biological process: cellular respiration. The record is from RefSeq and is a predicted model, not a curated record.
AGCAGGUCUGGCAGGGUCAUAAUAAGGCAAGCUGCUGCCGCUCUGGGAGAAACUGAGCAACCUCAGAGGGAAAUUUGGUUUAUUGUGUCGAGAAUUCUUCAUGGCGUCCAGAAAAACGUCCCUUUUUGUUAAAGCGCUGCUGGAUCUAAAUGAAGUCCACUUCUACACGGCUGCCAGAGGGAUCAGAGGAGCCCAGCUCAGCAGACAUCUAAGUUCCUUGAUUGCCAGGAGAAGCAGUCUCCAGCUCUGCCCUGUCAGCCCCCUGAACACACCCAGUCGCAGCUUCAUCAACCUGGCCGCAGCCAUCAGCCCCCGCAGGGUGGAAUACACAGAGUCUCGGACACUGGAGUAUACUCCGGAGCAGAUGUACAAUGUAGUUGCCAAUGUGGAAAAGUACCAAUAUUUUGUUCCUUGGUGUAAAAAGUCCCGGGUGAUUAAAGGACGUAACGGCAACGUCCAGGCAGAACUUGAAAUAGGAUUUCCCCCCAUUACGGAGAGAUACACUUCUGAUGUAACCUUUGAUCCAAAUCGCCAAGUUAGAGCUAUUUGCACUGAGGGGUCCCUGUUCAACCAUCUAGAAACAAUAUGGAGAUUUUCCCCCGGAGCCAAAGACCAGCCAAACUCCUGCCUAGUGGACUUUUUGGUGUCCUUUGAGUUCAAGUCUCUUUUGCACUCUCAGCUGGCCAGUAUGUUCCUUGAUGAAGUGGUGAAACAAAUGGUCGGUGCCUUUGAGUCGCGGGCAGCAGCACUUUACAGGAACCACACCAGUGCAAUAAUAAGAAGGCAGCCGGCUAUAAGCAACUCCCUCUGACCUCUUUUGAAAUGACACAUUCAUUGAGACUUUAUGCUUCCAGCCUGCUGACACUGGAUCUUCUCUUUGCACACUUUUGUCAAGUAACCAUGUUGAUAAUGUUUUAAACUUUAUUUAUAAACCAGAAGUUUUUUGUUUUUUUAAAGCAGUUCUGUAUAUUUUUAUUUAUUUUAUGUAAUGAAAUGUUUUCAACUUGUCAUGGCAAAUUUGGUGUGAAAAUGUUCAAGUUCUUUCAUGUCUUUGCUGGAUUGUCCACCAAGGAUGUGUUAAACAACUAUCAAGGAAAAGUUAAAGUGUGAUUUAUUGGAUUUGUUUAUCUUCAAGUGCGUAUAGUCAUUGCUGAGUUUAUAGGUAAGCAUACCACAAAAUGCUUGGACUUACGGGAAUAUUGCGUAAAUGACCUGUGACCUCAGGGCACUGUUGACCUCUCCCUCCCACAUAUUUAUUCUGACAACAGCAGGGACUUCUAUAGAGAUGGCUCUUGGUUUAACUAGACUCAAUUUAUUCCAAUUAUUGCAUUGUAAUAAUUUUUUUGAUUUAACUAUUGUCUCACUAAAUUUGACCUAAAUAUGGA